Molecule: messenger RNA, 2013 nt
Organism: Melitaea cinxia (Glanville fritillary)
Lineage: Eukaryota; Metazoa; Arthropoda; Insecta; Lepidoptera; Nymphalidae
Exons: 3
Coding region: 20-1996 (658 amino acids)
Source: RefSeq, a predicted model, not a curated record
AUAUAAAUUACUGGAAAAGAUGUUUGCUUUGCCUAAUAAGAGGACACUAGUUCGAAUCUCAAAUACUAUUGAUUUGGAAUGUGGUAUUAAUGAAAAUAUUUUUGAAUAUAUAAAGAAAACCACAAAAGACUGGACAAUUAGUAAAAAGCUUUGCUCAAUAGUUUUUGACGAGGUGGCACUGACACCACAUCUUACAUAUAAUGAAAGCAAGGACAAAAUUAUUGGCUUUGUUGAAAUAGCAGGAGAAAGAAAGCCAAAGUUAGCUGACCAUGCUUUGGUUUUCAUGAUCAGAGGCAUCUGCUCUUCAUGGAGACAAUGCAUUGCAUAUUAUUUUUGUGAAGGAACUGUUUCUGCUGCAGAAUUGCAAAACAUCUUGCAUGAAAUGAUCCCCGUUAUCGCCAAUACAGGCUUAAAACCAGUGGCACUUGUGUGUGACCAAGGGUCAACAUUUAGGUCAUGCUUUAAAAGGCUUAAGGAAGCGACUGCUAGACUACGUAGUAAUCAAGGAAGAGAAAAUGAUUGUACAAUUCACAUAGCUGGACAAGAUCUCUUUCUCUUUCAUGAUCCUCCACAUUUACUAAAAGGUGUUAGGAAUAAUUCCCUAACAAAAGAUAUUAUGUAUGAGGGCAAAAAAGCGUCAUGGUCAGAUAUAUUGUAUAUAUAUGACUUGGACAGCAAAGGGGGGCAUACCAAGGCAAUGCCAAAAUUGACUGCACAGCAUGUGAACCCUAAAUUAAUAAAUAAAAUGAAAGUUAAAACAGCUGCCCAAGUGCUAAGUGCCCGUACAGCUGCAAUGCUUAAUUAUACUCAUGCUCUUCAUAAGAGACUCAACACUCCAAUGGAGACUAUGAAAACAACUGCAGAUGUGGUCGAGUUUUUUGACAAUUUGUUUGACAGUGUUAAUGGAUCUUCAGGUGGCACAAAAGGAAAAUUAAGAUGUGCUGUUAAACCUUCUUCACCACAUCAGCAAUUCUGGCGGAAAUCUAUUAAGAUAAUAAAAAAUAUUAGAUAUAUUGACACCAACAGUAAAUUAGCCAAACAGGCAGCGAAGCCUAGACAUGUGCGCGUUCCGUCCUUAGAUGGAUGGAAUACUACUCUAGAAAGUUUUCUAGGGUUAGCUAAAUUAUUAUUCGCGCAAUAUGAGAUUGAAUUUUUUUACCCAAGAUUAUUAAACCAAGAUCCCCUAGAGAAUUUCUUUGGACGUAUAAGAGCGAUAAAUUACCGCAACACUAAUCCCGACGCCAAUACGUUUGUGUACGCCUUCAAAUCACUAGUUUUAAGUAACAUAUCGAGCCCUCACUCAAAAUUUUCAAAUUGUGAAGAAGACGACGGUGCUACUCUGAUAGAUUUAAAUUUUCUAUUCCAUUCAUUAAAAAAUGAUAAUUAUGAUGAAAAUACAUUUCCUUGUCGAGAGUUAAACGCACCGCCCUCUUCAAAAAGCCCCUUGGACACAGAGGGAAAUAUCCUUCAAAAUGUUAUAAACGAGAAAGUGAGGGUUCAAACAUCAGCGUACACUGCAGGAUACAUCUGCAGAAAGCUAACAAAAAAAUUUAACUGCAGUGUAUGUGCUAAAACCUAUACUACUAAAGAAAUCCAGGGGAUUCAUAAAUACAUUCAAUAUAGGGAGUACAAAAGAUUAAAAAAUAAUAAUUUAGUAUACCCUAAUGAACGAAGCCUUAGAUUAUACAGAGAGAAUUCCCAAAUUAUUCACAAUUUUUUAAAUACAUAUAGCUACCAAAAUAAAAUAAAGAAAAAUAUUAAAUAUUUUAUAGAAAAAAGCGACAUGUCUUGGUUGGGAUGUCAAAAACAUUACAAAAAUGUAAGAGAAUAUUAUGCUCGAUUAAUAAAUCGCCUGCAGUGCCAUAAUUGGUGCAAUAUUAAUAAUAAAAUAUUGUGUGGCAAAAUAGAAGAAAAGUAUGUUGUAAAAAUGCAUACAAUGCAGCAAUUAAUGUUAAAAAAAUAUAAAACCCAUAUAUUAAGGCAAAAAAAAAACUAAUUAAAAUAUGAAAUGAA